AUGAUGGACCCGGUGAGUGACACGCGUGACGUGCCUCUAGAAGAGCGUCUGCGUCAGAAAACGCAGGGAUUUGCCAUGCAAAAGGAAAAGGAAAAAUUCAUAGCUACAGAAGGUCAUAGGGUGCGCAGAGACAACAAGAAUCAGCCGCUGGAGCUGUCGUCGAAGCGCGCCGUUGGACGGUUCCGACAAGUCGUAGAAGUCAAGAAGAAGCGGUUAUUGGAUCCACGAUUUGAGGCUCAAAGUGGACGUUUGAAUGAAGAUUUGUUUAAUAAAAGCUAUGCGUUCCUGGAUGAGUACAAGCAGCGUGAGCUGCAGCAACUGAAGCAAGAGCUUAAGAAAACCACGGAUGUGGCCAAGAAAGAGGAGCUCAAGCACGAUAUUGCAUUGAGGAAACAGGAGAUGGCGGAGAAGCAAAAGAGAGAGAAGAUUCAGAGUACAUUGAUCAAAAGGAAGCGAGAAGAAAGAGAGGCGGUUGCAAGUGGCAAGGGUGCAUUUUAUCUCAAGCGGAAGGAUAAGAAGAAAUUGGAGCUACAAGCCAAGUUCCAAGACUUGCAGGAAACUGGAAGACUAUCCAAAUUCAUGGCCAAGAAACGCAAGAAAAACGCCAGCAAGGAUCAUAGGUGGCUGCCUACACAGCGGAAAUAG
Peronospora belbahrii is the source of this 645-nucleotide messenger RNA. The record is from the annotation of a GenBank genome assembly. Lineage: Eukaryota; Oomycota; Peronosporomycetes; Peronosporales; Peronosporaceae.